UCUGGGUUAGGCCGAGAACAUAUUGAUCACCCCUCGUAUACUUUCUAUCCUGUUACCGCAAGGGAGACUGUCGAUAUCUAUUUUACAGGAAAAGACUCCCAUUUCCUUGGCAGCCUUGAAAGGCCACCAAGAAACUGUAUCAGCUUUACUGACAGCUCGUGCAGAUGUGAACGCACAGGCAGAAUCGGAAAACACUUCCAACAACAAAACAUCUCAAAAUGGCCAGCUUGAGCUGCAGGGAGAAACAAAUACUAGCGUUAGGAAUGAGCAAGUGGCGGAGGAUAUGGCUUCACAUACAGAUGAUGAGACCAGUGACGAGGAUUCACAUAAUGGAGGUGGGGAAGAAGAAGAUACCAAUAUUAGAGCGUCCAGACAACAGAAGGAGUACGACCCGGUUCUUGUCCGGUUCUAUGAAGAAAGAGGAAUGACCGUAGCUAAGAAGAACUGCCCAUUGAUACAAGAAGCUGCAAAAGAGAGCCAAAAAACUGUAGCCCAAGUCAAGAACUUCAUCGGGAACUACCGUAAGAGUAAAGGCGGCAGCAAGCGGAGACCGCCGGCAGACGACAUGGUGGUGAAGAAGAGGAGGAUCACGGGAUAUCAUGAGUACUACAGGCAACAGCUACCAAGGAAAAGAGACAUCCAAGGAUUUUCCCUUGCCGGUGCCAAUAAGGAAAUCGGUGAAAGCUGGAAGAACCUGACUGAGGAGGAAAAGGACCACUACAAUAAAGCGGCGGAGGAGAGAAGGGGAAGAGUGACAAAAGUACAAACCUGGACAGAAGUGUCCAAAAAGCUGAAACAGCUCCAAAAACUGUCCGAUGAGCUCGAAGAUCUUGGCGUGGAGACUUUGGGUGUUUCUCUCUACAAGGGAGAGAUCCGCACCUUCGGUUCCCAGAUGGGCAAGGACCUGGCCACGGACGAGGAAGUCGGGGGCUUCAUUGAAAAUCAGCUGAAAGCAGCAGAACUUAAGCGGAAAGCAGCACAAUGCUUGAACGGAAAUAAACGUCGGAAGAACACUGAUAGAGGGACAACAACCAGUAGCCAAUCUGUGGCCGGGACAUCCAGGAUCAACACCAAUUCAACCAAACAGAAGAUAAAAAGGGUCAAAAGAGCACGGGCUAAUCAACGACAACGUUCCGGACCUACUGUCACCUCAAUAUCAACGUCUGCUACUAAUGUAGAAACAACAGCCACAGGGCCACACAGAACUACGCAUAAUUCUGCACAAGGAAACCCCAGCACUUCCGUUUAAACACCAAUAGCUCAAGAAGGCCUUCUACUCAGAACAACGUCUACCCCAGGCCCUAUGCCACACAACACAGAGUCUCCCAGUCAUCAGCUUUUGCCUCCAGUUCUUGGCAACCUAAACGGAGUUCCAAACAGGACAGCAUCCACUCCUGCCCAACCAAACACAGGGAACCUUGAACUUUUGGCACAGUUAGCCCCUCCAACACCACCUGGCUGGACAUCAGAUUCACUACCCUCCCUUCAGCCCUACCCCCAUCUUUAACGCAAGGAACGACAACUCUUACAUCAGGAGGACUUCCACAUACAACACCACAGAUCCCUACAGCACCGAGGUUAGGGACUCCUGUACCACGGCAAGGGACUCCGACGGAUCGUCAGGCACCUACUAACGAACGGUUUCCUUACAGUCCGUUAGUAUUUUCAAUGCCUUAUCAUCGCUAGAUACAGGCAGAUAGCUAAGUAAAGGGCAGGGCAGCAUGGAAGUAGUUGAAUGUUUUGAAGUACACUCCUUAUGUCAAAUAUUUAAACAGUCCCAAAAUACAUGUACAUAAAGGCACCAAAAACAUACAUCAAAGUUAUCGCUAUUAAAAAUCGGGAAAUGAUGUAUCUAGAUAGAGCAAUAAACCUUCCAUUGUAAACAUAUCUGUUCCUUUAUCCCUACUAUAACUGAAAACGAGAGGUUGAAUUUAUCGAAUAAUUUUGCUAUUUUGUACCUGUUGAGUGUAUAUGUUCAACAUGUUUGUUGUGACCUGUACUUAGCCCAGUGUGGCAAAAAUGUGCAAUGGAUGCUUUCAUCCAUUCAUUCAUUAUGGUAUUCAUGUAAAUUGCACUUUUCUGUUAGAAAUCAGAGCAUUCACGUGUAGCGCGCCGACAAAUGACCUUUUUGUUUACUACCUGUGUGACCUCAGGCACCUGCCUCUGACGUCACAGGUCGCUAGGAUACCAUGUCAAGGUGAGGGCACCAUGUACGUGUCAGUAGAAAGUGAAAGAGCUUCUGUCGAGUUUUGGGAAUUUCUUACGCAAAAUUGGGCUUUUUAUACGCGCUAACUAUAGUGACUCGGUAGCAGAAAUGCUGAUCGACCUUACCGUUGGAACAAGGUACAUUGAAGAGUGUUUGAUUUCUCAUGAUGGACCACCUGUGUUGAAGACU
Branchiostoma floridae (Florida lancelet) is the source of this 2395-nucleotide messenger RNA. RefSeq lists its product as uncharacterized. Bases 284 to 1249 code for a protein of 321 amino acids. NCBI's taxonomy places the organism in Eukaryota, Metazoa, Chordata, Leptocardii, Amphioxiformes, Branchiostomatidae. The transcript is spliced from 11 exons. The record is from RefSeq and is a predicted model, not a curated record.